AUGCCCAAUUUUCGUUAUAUUGAUACCACCGCUGCGUCAUUCGUCCUAGCCGAUGGUGUCAUUCCUCUUGAAAGCAACGGUUCUGUAGAGCUUUCUAUGCAAUUUGGUAAUGAACUCAUCCAUUUUCGUGCUUUCGUUAUCAACAAACUUUGCGUCGAUCUUAUUAUUGGCAUGAACUUUCUCAUCAUAUUUAAUGCCAACAUUGAUGUGAAGUCUCAACAUUUGUCAUUAGAAAUUUCCGGUCGUCGUACAUCUACUCGUCUUGAUGAUCACUUUCGUCGUCCCUUAAUUCCGCUUCACGCACGCCAGUCUACUUUUGUUCCUCCUCAUUCAACGGUUGCUAUUUUGGUUUCUACUCCAAUAUCGUCAUUAUCUGCCUAUUUUAUUCCUACCUCAAACUUUAUUGAACAUCCUUAUCUCUCGUCGACUCAAAAACUUGUUACCAUUCAUCAUCAUCAUUCGCGUUUACUUGUUACCAAUUCAUCUAAUGUUCAACAAAAUAUACCAGAAUUUUUCUGUUUUGGUUAUCUACUUAGCAAUCAAGCUAAAGAACCGAAUUUUUUCAAUCAAAUCGCACUUUUAUGUCGUCGUUACAACGAGAAGAAAAAUCAACCAACUUCAUCUCCUACUUUCACGCAUCCUCAACUACCACAACGGAUUUUUAAUGAUUCAACGCGUCUUUAUCGUCCGAUAUCUUCGAUAAACCAGGUGACACCUAACACUCUUCCUUCUUAUUAUUCUUCUCAAUUUUUAGAAACUCGACAUUUAUUAACAAAUCAUCUACUUGAUCAACAAGAAAAAUCCCGAUUGUCGACACUUCUUGCUCAAUUUUCGCAGCUUUUUGACAACUCUCGCCACAAUAUUUCCAAUAUAGUUGUCGAAAAUGUUUUCAAUACUGUUCCACAUACUCCACCGUCUUUCCGACCUCAUCGCAAUCCGCAUCAUCGUGAAGAAACACAACGUCUUAUUGAAGAGUUUCUUGAAGCCGGUAUUAUUCAAGAGUCAAACUCACCUUAUGCAGCACCAGCGUUUAUCGUCCCUCGAAAAGACAAUCGCCCGGGUCGACUAGUUGUGGAUUAUCGAGCAUUAAAUAAAAUUACUGUUCCCGAUGCUAGUCCUUUGCCUCACACCGAAGAUCUACUGCAGGAACUUGGCGAGGGGUACAAAUAUUUUAGUCGCCUGGAUCUCAAAUCCGGUUACCACCAGUUUCGUCUACCGCCAGCUGAUCGCCCAAAGACGGCAUUUGUCGUGUCUCAAGGUCAUUAUGAAUUUCGUGUACUUUCCAUGGGACCACAAAAUGCACCUGCUGCAUUUCAAAAGAUUAUGUCCAAGCUUAUGCAACCCUGUCGCGCGUUUUGUCAUGCCUUCCUCGAUGAUAUCAUCAUUUGUUCCAAAUCAUUCGCCGAACAUAUACAUCAUUUGAAGUCGGUCUUUGAAACUCUUGCAAAAGACAAACUUGUGCUCAACGCUUCGAAAUGCGAACUUGCUGUACAACGAGUUGUCGUACUUGGUCAUCAAGUCUCUGAAACGUCAAUUGAACCAACUCCUAACGCCAUUCAAGCUAUUUUAGAUUUACAAGAACCACGCACACUUAAAGAAACUAAUAAAUUUCUUGGUGGUAUUGCAUAUUAUAGAAAAUUUGUUCCUAAUUUUAGUCAUAUCGCUGCAUCAAUCCACAAAGUCUCUAAUUUGACUAAAGACCGACGGCAUCUUUUCAAAUGGACGGUGGAACAAUCGAAUGCAUUCCAUGCUCUCAAACGUUUACUUACAACUGCUCCACUUUUUCUUCAUUUUCCCGUCGAUGGUUUUCCACUACACUUAGCUACUGAUGCGAGUGGAAUUGCAACUGGUGGUGUUUUAUUUCAAAAUGUCAACGGCCAACGUCAUAACCUUUUUUAUCAUUCAAAAGUUCUCUCACCAGUCGAACAAAAAUAUUCAGUUCCCGAAAGAGAAGCCUUAGCCAUUUUUCAUUGCUUACAACGUAUGCGAACUCUAGUUUUAGGACGCACAGUUUAUAUACAUACUGAUCAUUGUCCCAUAUGUGGCAUGUUACAAAAACCAGUGAACAAUCGUCGCAUUGAACGUGUAGCCAACUUAAUUCAAGAAUAUCAUAUUGCCGAAAUGAAGCAUAUUGAUGGUAAGAGCAAUUGCCUUGCUGAUUAUCUUUCUAGACCUGCCGAUGAUCCACUUUUUGAUAUUGAUUAUGGUCUCGAAAGCAAACUUCCAUGUUCCAGUUCAUCACAUUUACACACUCCUCAUCAGCCGUCAGUGAAUAUUGUUGCUCCAAUGAUACUUCGUCCUCGACGGAAAUUACCAACACUAGGUGUAUCUGAUUUGGAUAAAGUCGAUGAUCGUUCCGAUGCUUCGUCUUGUUCUUCUGAAGAUUCGGUUACCACUUGUUCACCAAUUAUCACAACAACUCCUUCUCCAAAUCUUUUCGAUCCAAGUCAAUUGUCUCAUGAACAGGCUCAGGAUUCCAAUAUUCGUAGUAUCAUUUCUCAAUUAAAUCACAACGUACCUUGUGAUUCUACAUUGUCUUCGUCGUUUAUUAUGAAAAACGGUAUUCUUCACAAACUUAUUGCUCUUACUCCCAAAUCCAAACUUCGAUUAUCCGUACCUUAUCUCCCUUCGUCGAUGGUUCGAUCUCUCCUUACUGCAAUACAUGAUGAUCCCUUCCAAGGAGGGCAUUUUUCAGUUGAUAAAAUGCUGUCGAAAAUACGUCCUCGUUAUUGGUGGUCUCACAUGAAACAAGAUGUUCAGCGUCAUGUUCAAGCAUGUGUCCCUUGUCAACAAUAUAAUUAUUCUCGUCAAAAGAAACCUGGGCAUCUUCAACCUAUUCCUCCAGUCGCUACUCCGUUUUCUAUAAUUGGUAUGGAUUUUUGUGGCCCAUUCGUUGAAUCACCUCGUGAAAAUAAAUACGUUCUCGUUGUUACUGAUCUAUUUACACAUUUUGUUACUGCUAUUCCGCUGCCUACCAACACUGCGGAAAUUACUGCAUUAACUUUAUUUCGUCAUAUCUUCUGUCGAUUUGGUGUUUGUUUCACCUUAAUUACUGAUCAAGGAACUCAUUUUAAUAACAAUCUUAUGCGAGCACUCCAACAUCUCCUUGGUUAUAAUCACAUACUUAGUACUCCAUAUCACCCGCAAACGAACGGCGUUGUGGAACGUUUUAAUGCAUCGAUGGUGGUUCAAGUCUCAAAACUCCAACAAAAUCAUCACAACAACUGGGAUGACUACCUUGAUGCCGUUGUUUUUGCAUACAAUAGUUCAAAACAUCGCACAACCCAGUAUUCCCCCUUCGAACUUCUUUUUGGUCGCUCGCCGAAACUUCCCAUCGAUUCACCUCCACGGUAUUUUCACUUUGAUCGCCCUAAUACUUAUUUCGUACAUCUUCAAAAAAUCCUUCAAGUUUAUCAUCAGCACGCAAAGUUUAACAUCGUGAACCAACAAAGUUAUCAUAAACGAUAUUAUGAUCAAAAUCGUCCAGACCCUCAUUAUAAUGUAGGUGAUCGGGUUUUCACAAGAAUUUUCGCUGCUCGAGGAAAGUUGGAUCCACGAUACUCUGCCGAACCAAAAAUUAUCGUUCAAACUAAUCAUCCCACAUAUAUUGUGAAACAUGAACCAAGUGGUUUCGAAUAUCGAUAUCAUGUUUCUGACUUACGACCCGCAACCUUAGCCUACGUUGACAAUGAUUCCAUUUAA
This is a messenger RNA of Rotaria socialis, 3702 nucleotides long. Lineage: Eukaryota; Metazoa; Rotifera; Eurotatoria; Philodinida; Philodinidae. The record is from the annotation of a GenBank genome assembly.